AUGAAUCUUAAGGAAGCUGGACUCAAUCGCAAAUUGCAAAUGCAAGAGCUAGAAGAGAUAAGAAGAGAUGCAUAUGACACUUCUUGGAACUACAAGACCAAGAUCAAAGCCUCCCAUGACAAUCGGAUUUCAAGAAAGCAUUUUAAGGUUGGUGAUAAAGUCUUACUCUUUGACUCUCAUUUGAAACUGUUUCUAGGAAAGUUACGGUCUAGGUGGAUUGGACCAUUCAUUGUUGAGCACAAUUAUCCCUAUGGAGCUGUAGACAUUCGCAAUAUAGAUAUAGGAAAGCAGUUCAAGGUAAAUGGCCACCGUCUGAAACCUUUUUAUGAAGGAUUUACAGUGAAAGUAGUGGAAGAAAUUCCACUAGAUCAUCACCCAUUCUGA
Messenger RNA from Manihot esculenta (cassava), 384 nucleotides. RefSeq lists its product as uncharacterized. The record is from RefSeq and is a predicted model, not a curated record. The coding region runs from base 1 to 384 and encodes 127 amino acids. NCBI's taxonomy places the organism in Eukaryota, Viridiplantae, Streptophyta, Magnoliopsida, Malpighiales, Euphorbiaceae. The transcript has a single exon.